GUGAAAAAGAACGUCUCAUGGCUCUUCCCGGAAGAUGGAGAUGUAGACCGAGCAGGUGUGUUUUUCCGAAAUCUCCUUUGGACAAAAGAGAUCAUGGGCCAAAACACCAAGAGUGAAGCCUCCACAUUUUCAAAGCUUUUGAUGAAACGUACCAAGCAAAACGACCUCUGCAAAGUACCAGCAUGCAUUGCGAGAGCUUGGUUGGUCCACAUGUGGAAAGAUGAGCCUUCCUCGCGUCCAAACCGAGAGAUGGCAGUGAAUUGUGUGGUGCGCUGGCUCGCAGACCCUUGUGAGAUGCAAGGAGUGAAAAAUGCCUGCUUAGGGAUUUUUGGCGAGGAAACGGCUCGCCAAAGUCCUGCCAACGCGGAAAGAUGGAUCGUCUCUCUUCUUUUGCAGGAGGUCUGUCGACAUCAAACGCAGCACUCGCCAGACUUGCAGCAGCUGUUGUGCCUACUGCCUUGUCCACCCAGCCCAUCAUCAGUGAGAUUCUUACUCGGGUCUUCCCAGGACCCAGGCUAUCUUAUGACCCUUUGGGGUUGCUUAUGCAACUGGCUUGCUCAGCAUCCGUGGAUGGUAGGGCAGCCUUGUGAACGUUGGUGCCAGGCAGGACCACCUCCGCUAUAUGCAUUGCUUCGUGCAAUGCUUGUGGCCUUCUCCCAGUUUCCGGACUCCAGGAAUUUAUGCUCCUCAGCCAUUGUGGCUUAG
This is a messenger RNA of Cladocopium goreaui, 705 nucleotides long. The record is from the annotation of a GenBank genome assembly. Lineage: Eukaryota; Dinophyceae; Suessiales; Symbiodiniaceae.